AUGGGUCUGAACAUGGCAAUAAACCUAAAUGUGCAUGAACUGUUGGUGAUGGGAGAUUCAGAUUUGCUUAUUCGGCAGGAUCAAGGUGAUUGGGAGACUCGAGACAUAAAGCUCAUUCCAUAUAGACAAUGUGUGGAGGAUCUUAGCAAAAGGUUCAAGUCCAUCGAGUUCAGGUACAUUCCUAGGUUUCACAAUGAAUUAGCUGAUGCCUUGGCGACCCUGGCCUCAAUGCUUCCAUAUCUGGGUAAUACUCACAUUGACCCAUUAGAAAUUCAAAUUCGGGAUCAACAUGGUUAUUGCAAUACAAUUGAAGCAGAACUAGAUGGUGAACCAUGGUACCGUGAUAUUAAACAGUUUCUGAAAACAAGAGAAUAUCCGGAACAUGCUAAUAGGAAUCAAAAGAGAACCAUUAGGCGUCUCUCUAAUGGUUUCUUUUUGAGUGGGGAAAUCCUAUACGAAAAAACUCUAGAUUUGAAUUUGUUGAGAUGUGUGGAUGCCAAAGAAGCUGAAAUGAUUAUGAAUGAGGUGAAUUCGGGAGUUUGUGGUCCGCACAUGAAUGGAUAUGUUCUAGCAAAGGAGGUAUGUGAACAAUUUAAAAUUGAGCAUCACAAUUCUACUCCUCACCGUCCCAAAGCUAAUGGAGCUGUUGAAGCUGCGAAUAAGAACAUCAAGAAGAUUCUUAGGAAGAUGAUCCAAGGGUCUAGACAAUGGUACGAGAAACUGCCUUUUGCUCUUUUGGGAUACCGGACAACUGUCCGUACAUCAGUUGGCGCAACGCCCUACUUAUUGGUUUAUGGAACUGAAGCGGUCAUACCUGCUGAAAUUGAGAUUCCCUCUUCCCUCUCUCCGAAUCAUUGUUGA
Messenger RNA from Nicotiana tabacum (common tobacco), 861 nucleotides. The record is from RefSeq and is a predicted model, not a curated record. NCBI's taxonomy places the organism in Eukaryota, Viridiplantae, Streptophyta, Magnoliopsida, Solanales, Solanaceae.